Messenger RNA from Stegodyphus dumicola, 1327 nucleotides. Its product is annotated as sushi, von Willebrand factor type A, EGF and pentraxin domain-containing protein 1-like. Lineage: Eukaryota; Metazoa; Arthropoda; Arachnida; Araneae; Eresidae. Gene Ontology annotation, biological process: Notch signaling pathway. Gene Ontology annotation, molecular function: Notch binding; calcium ion binding. The record is from RefSeq and is a predicted model, not a curated record.
UUUGUUUUUCUUUUUUAUUAGGAUAAUUCAGGAAAAUAUUCCUUGUUUAACAACAAGAAAAGUGGAAGUGAGUUCAGUUGGACAGACAAAACUACUAGUAACAUUGUUUAUUACAAUGCCACGGAUCCGUCGGGGAACACAGCCGUUUGCAAAUUUGUAGUUAAAGUUAAACCUUAUUCUUGUCCAUAUUAUAAUCCACCUGCAAAUGGAGUGCUGACUUGCGAUACAUGGGCAGAUGGACGACUAUGCAGUGUGUUUUGCCACGAAGGAUAUGAAUUCGUCGGCAAUAAAAAUGUUCAUAAAUUAUAUAUGUGUGAUCAAAGAGUGAGAAACGGAAAGAGUGUAAGCAAGUGGAUCCCAUUUCCCUCCGCUGGGCAAUCUCCAGACACUUUUAAGGUGCCAUGGCCCGACUGUUCAAAAAUGCGCAGCCCUAAAGCUCUAAACAUUUCAUUGGAAAUGUCGUAUCCCGUGCAAUACUGCACAGAAGAAGUUAUAAAGGAAAUGAAAGAAAGGUUUAUCAAAACUCUCAAGGUUCAGUCUCAGAAUGAAAAGAUUUUUAAAAUGAUAUGCCCUAAGGACAAGGGCUGCAGUCCUGAAAAUGUAAACAUAACUUGCAGCGAAGCACUAUCAAGAGUUAGGAGGAGUCUCAGAAUAAGUGAUGUUCACGCUGCUAAACCCUAUGAAUUGGAGAUCCUGAAACAUUCGCCUAGUGAGUCUAGAUAUCGUCGAUUCCUGAAGCCAGAUGUGCAUCCAGUACUCAAAAUUUCAUUUAGUUUAGAGUUGCAUACGAAUGAGUCUGAUACCACGGAGGAGAAACCGAAUGAGGAGAAUAUAAUAGAUGAACUAAAUAAAGAACCGGACUCUCUUCUAACCUACAUGAACGAAAAGGUAUCUGGAAACAUAAAAGAUGUUUACAACCUAACGUCUGUACCCAGUCCUGAAAUCAAUUACGAAAUCAUGGCUGUGUGCUCCAUUGGUCAAAUUAGAGUGAGAAAUUCUUGCCUCAAUUGUCCGGCUGGAACGUUCAAGGAUGAUAUAACAGAGUCAUGUAAAGAAUGCCCAACAGCAACAUAUCAAGAUAAGGAAAAAAGCUUAUCCUGCUUGCCUUGUCCGAAAGGGUACACUACAUACAGUAUCAUGUCUAAAUCCCUAGAAGACUGUAAAGCUCCUUGCCUUCCUGGAACGUAUUCGAAUACAACUUUUGAGCCAUGCUUAACAUGUUCUUUGCACACUUAUCAAGAAUACAGUGGAAGAAAAGACUGUCGUAAAUGCUCUCCUGGUUUAUACACAUCAAGAGUGGGAAGUAAUUCAUCGAGUGAUUGUGCUU